Saccharomyces kudriavzevii IFO 1802 is the source of this 210-nucleotide messenger RNA. It is a transcript of the gene COX17, whose product is annotated as copper metallochaperone COX17. Gene Ontology annotation, biological process: mitochondrial respiratory chain complex IV assembly. The record is from RefSeq and is a predicted model, not a curated record. Gene Ontology annotation, cellular component: mitochondrial intermembrane space. The transcript has a single exon. Lineage: Eukaryota; Fungi; Ascomycota; Saccharomycetes; Saccharomycetales; Saccharomycetaceae. Gene Ontology annotation, molecular function: copper ion binding; copper chaperone activity. Bases 1 to 210 code for a protein of 69 amino acids.
AUGGCCGAGACUGAUAAGAAACAGGAACAAGAAAACCGCGCGGACGGCGAAGACAAGCCUAAGCCAUGUUGCGUCUGCAAACCGGAGAAGGAGGAGCGCGACACAUGCAUCUUGUUCAAUGGACAAGACUCUGAGAAGUGUAAAGAGUUUAUCGAGAAGUACAAGGGAUGCAUGAAGGGCUACGGCUUCGAAGUUCCAAGUGCGAACUAG